Camellia sinensis is the source of this 1155-nucleotide messenger RNA. Lineage: Eukaryota; Viridiplantae; Streptophyta; Magnoliopsida; Ericales; Theaceae. The record is from RefSeq and is a predicted model, not a curated record.
ACACAACAAAUCUUUUAAUUUUACAUACAAUUAAUUUCAAGGAAAAGAAGGGGGGGAAGAAAGAAAACCUUUUGAUUGUGUUUUGUUUUAUACCAUUAUGCAUUUAUGAUUAUGAUGUACUUGUGAUGUCACAGUUCUUUUCUGGUUGUCCAACAGUUUUCAACAAUUGGCCUGUAACCCUAUUUCUUCUUUGGUUUGUUGAACAGUUGAGAAAAGUAUUAGAUGAAGUGUAUUGUAGAGGAAAGCUGGUAGGUACAUAUUGGUUUUGCCAUUGAGGGAAGGAUGGGAGGUCAAAGCACUUAUGUUCCACCAGCUUACAUUCCCUUGGGACAAUCAGAUAUAGAAGCUGAGGUUGUUGCACCCAAUGAUGAAAUCCCUGUCUCUGCUCAUCCUGGCAUAAGCAGUGCCCCUGCACAGUGGUCUUCUGGAAUCUGUGCUUGCUGCGAUGAUCUGCAGAGCUGUUGUAUAGGUCUUGUAUGCCCCUGCUUUCUUUUUGGAAAAAAUGCAGAGUUUUUGGGAUCUGGAACUUUGAUAGGAUCAUGCAUGACCCAUUUCAUUUUGUGGGCUCUUGUGAAUACUGUUUGUUGCUUGUUAACUGAUGGCAUUCUUUUGGGGUUGCCUGGAUGCUUUGUUGCAUGUUAUUCCUGUGGCUAUCGCAAGGCACUGAGGGCAAAGUAUAACCUGCAGGAGGCACCAUGUGGAGACUUCGUGACUCAUUUUUUCUGCCAUUUGUGUGCCGUUUGUCAAGAAUACAGGGAAAUCCAUGAAAGGUCUGGUGAUUCUGGUUCCCCUGAUCUAUCUUUGGUGGCAGUCAAAGCUCCUCCGGUCCAGACGAUGGAACUGGCUUCCACCAAAUAAUGAUCUUUUACCUAUUUUUCUUCUAUCAAAUCAUAGUGCAUUUAUAUCUUGACUUGAUCACUCUAUCCUCUACCAGAGUUUAUUACUCAAGCCUGUUGUUUCAUUUUUCAUCAUGUUCAUAGUGUGGUCAGUUGAGUUUGUGUAAAUGUUGUACAAGCUAACAAAUCUACCAAACAUUUUUUACUUGCUGACGUGGCAUUGAUCAUAUCAUGAAGCCGGUCAUGUUUCAUUUUUCGAAGUUUUUGUGCAACACAUCAGUUAGUAAAAAAAAUUUGUAAGAUUUGUUAUUUUUGUAUA